Molecule: messenger RNA, 1441 nt
Organism: Rhodotorula graminis WP1
Lineage: Eukaryota; Fungi; Basidiomycota; Microbotryomycetes; Sporidiobolales; Sporidiobolaceae
Exons: 4
Coding region: 230-1285 (351 amino acids)
Source: RefSeq, a predicted model, not a curated record
ACCGACUCGACCCACUCGUUCGACUGACCCUCAGACGCCCACACGGCACCCUCACCCACUCGACACACCGCCCGCCCUCGUCGUCGCGCCGUCGUUCUUGCCCCGACCUCCACCUCGACCAACAACUAGCCCACUCGGCCUCGCGCCACUCGAUCCGCACCCGCGAGACCCGCCAGAGCCAGCACACGCUCUCACGCACCCUACCACGGUUGUCGACGAGCUGCCCGCCAUGGCCCCACUCGUGUCCCUCCUCGCGUCGCUCCCCAAGAUCCGCCAGGCGCUCAUGACGCUCACGGGCAUCGCCGGCGUGUUCGACAUGGUCGCCGCCAUCGUCCUCUUGGCGUACCAACUGUCCCUCACCGUCUCGUUCCAGCACGUCGUCCCCUCGAUCGUCGUCACCUCGUUCCUCUGCGCCCUCUUCCCGGUCUGGUUCCUCUACUCGCGCCCGUACGCCAUUCGCCUCCCCGGCAAGGGCGAGGCCGCCGUCGGGAGCAAACGCGACAAGAUCGCCAAGUUCUCGAGGAGCGUCGCCGCCGAGCUCAUCUGCCUCGCCGGCACCGGCGUCUGGGUCCUCAUCAGCGUCAGCACGCUGCACGCCGAGACGCCCGGCCUCAUGUACCACUGCGGCGGGUACGCCAUCUGCAGGAUGCUCCUCUGCGUCUUUGCCCUCACCUGGAUCUGCUUCCUCUUCCUCGCCUGCACCUUCGCCACCCUCCUCGCGUCGACCAUCUACUUCAUGUUCCGCCGCUCGUCGCCAUUCCCCAUCUUCACCAAGUCGUUCCUCGCCAUCGACUGGGAGCGCUACUCCGGCCGCCCCGUCAACCGCUCGGCGACGGUCAAGCGCGUGCGCAAGGGCACGCAGAAGGGCGGCAAUGAGACGGGCGCCGGCACCAAUGCGCCGCGCAAGCUCGAGGGCGCCGACGACGACGACAAGGACACCGACGGGCGCCUGCGCCGCGACGACUCGUGCGCGCCCGUGCUCCCCUUUGCCAACGCGUACGGCCACACGCGCACGGGCAGCGGGUUCAACUCGAGCGUGCGCAGCGGCGCCGGCACGCUCGACUGGGACGUGCAGAGCACCAUGACGGACCGCACGCGGCCGUUGACCAUGUACGGCGCGCACGCGUACCCGCACGGCAUGGCGCCGCCGUCCGAGCCCGGGACGCCCAAGCGCGAGGACCAGGUGUUUGUGCUCGACAUGGGCGACGAGGAGGACAAGCCGGUCGUCGCCAAGGAGGAGGAGCAGGCCAAGAAGGACGACUCGACGACGGGCGCAGCUCUCUGAGCGCGCCGCCUCCCCUCCUCCCUCUCACGACGCCUCUCUUUCCUCGACGACCGCUGGACGAUCUCCCUCCCCUCUGUUUACUCCCUGCAUCCGCCGCAUGUCACGUCUGCUCCCCUUUCCUCGACCUCGCUGCAAUCACCCUCCUUUCGCGCGGCC